ACAAGAUGGCUGUGCGUCGCGUUACGAGCGGCUGAAGAAAAAAAAAACAGCUCUAAUUAUCACAACGCACGAUUAUCAGCGAUUUGUACGAGCCUCGGAUUGAAUUCGCUGGAUGAACCGGAACAAUAGCUGUUAUUAUUUUUAUAUAUUUUGCGGUAGAGUUUGAUAAGGGGAAGGGGAAGGGUUACUCAACAUAAAAAAAAUCUCAGAAAUCGUUUCAGUAUCUGUUUAGUUUUCUAAACUAACGCGGCAGGGCGUUGAUUAUAAUCACUAAAGCCGAUCAUAAUCAUAUCAAGAGAUGUCACUGCUAUGUGUUGGAGUGAAAAAAGCCAAGCUCGAUGGACCUCUAGAGAAAUUUAACACCUACGUGUCACUGAAGGUUCAGAAUGUGAAAAGCACCACCAUCGCCGUUCGAGGCAGUCAGCCAUGUUGGGAACAGGACUUCAUGUUUGAGAUUAACAGGCUGGAUUUGGGCCUGACAGUGGAGGUAUGGAACAAAGGACUGAUCUGGGACACCAUGGUUGGCACAUUGUGGAUCCCAUUGCACAGCAUUCGACAGUCGAACGAGGAAGGGCCAGGUCAAUGGCUGACUUUAGAUUCCCAGGUUAUCAUGGCCGAAAAUGAGAUCUGCGGCACGAAAGAUCCCACCUUCCAUCGAGUGCUUUUGGACACACGAUUCGAACUACCAUUAGAUAUACCAGAGGAGGAGGCUCGAUACUGGGCCAAGAAAUUGGAACAGCUCAAUGCCAUGAGGGACCAAGAUUAUACCUACCAGGAGGAGCACGAGAGACCACUUCCAGUGCCAUCAACACAGUGCUGUAACUGGAGUCUAUGGGGGGACCAGCAGAAUGAUGAUCCAGACAGUGCUGUGGAUGAUCGAGACAGCGAUUACCGCAGUGAAACCAGUAACAGCAUCCCACCGCCAUACUACACCACCUCUCAGCCCAAUGCAUCUAUGCACCAGUAUCCCAUCCGACACAUGCACCAUGGCUCCCGCUACAAUGAUAUGCAGGACUAUGAAUACGAUAACCAGAGAGCAAUUAGCCCCACCGGCAGUAGUCACUAUGCCUCCUCGGGUGAGCUGAGCCGUGGCAGCUCCCAGCUCAGCGAAGAGUUCGGCCAUGAGGAUGGUGAGAGUUUCCGUGGUUCUGGAGAAUUCUAUGAUGAGAACGACUCUUACCACUCCUGCCAUUCCUCCGUUAGCUACGGUAAAGACUCACCCGGUUGGGACCCAGACGAACCACAGGGUGUCUACAGUGAUGAUGGGGAGUACAAUAAAGAUGGAGGCGAAGAGGGUGCACUCUACGAUGAAGAAGAUGGAGAGAUCUAUGAACAAGAUCCCUAUGAAGAGGAAGAGGAGGGGAGGGCGUAUGAAGAAGAUGAAGACAUGUACCCAUUGGACGGUACUCUCAGCGAAGAACAGGAGACACCAUACACCCCCACUCCAACCAGCAUGGCCCCAACGUUGGCCCCUGAGGCCCCCACCAGCCGUCCACCACUUGAGAAACAGGCUUCCAUGCAUCAGCAACAUCCCCCACAAUCCCAAUCCCAAUUCCAGACUAUAGAACCCAAGAGAGAGUCCCUGCCCCCACAGCAGCCACAAGAUGUCUUCGCAAAGGUACCACAUACCUUAAGCCCGCCACAGGACUCUCAGCUGGAGCCUUUUACUCCAGCAGAGAAGGUCCCAAUGCCUGCAGACAAGCAUACAGAAGAACUAUUGCCCUCUUCUGCCAAUGAGGUCCCACUUGAAGCUGAGCAAGAGAAGAAAGAGGCUCUACCUGAGAGCACACCCAAGCUGGAGACACCAGUGGACCCUGCAGUAAGGGCCAAAGCCAACUGGCUACGACUCUUCAGCAGGGUUCGCCUUCAACUGCAGGAGGCUCGAGGCGAGACUCCGGGACUUGCGUCACUCUUUUUGCAAGCAGGGCCUGGAGGUGCUCUUUACAGCAUAGACAGCAUGCCUGACCUUCGCAAGAGAAAAGCUAUCCCUCUCGUCCGAGACUUGGCAAUGUCUCUUGUCCAGAACUCUCGAAAGGCAGGCAUCACUUCUGCUAUGGCCUCCAGUACACUUAACAAUGAAGAACUGAAGAGUCACGUCUAUAAGAAGACCCUGCAGGCUUUGAUUUACCCCAUCUCCUGUACCACGCCACACAACUUUGAGGUGUGGACGGCCACCACGCCCACCUACUGCUAUGAGUGUGAGGGGCUUCUGUGGGGCAUCGCUCGACAGGGCAUGCGCUGCACUGAGUGCGGUGUCAAGUGCCAUGAGAAGUGUCAAGAUUUGCUGAAUGCUGACUGUCUGCAGAGGGCAGCUGAGAAGAGCUCUAAGCAUGGAGCUGAGGAUCGCACGCAGAACAUCAUAAUGGUGUUGAAAGAUAGAAUGAAGAUCCGUGAGCGAAACAAGCCUGAGAUAUUCGAGCUGAUUCAGGAUGUGUUUGGAGUCAUCAAGGCCACGCAUGUGGCACACAUGAAGCAGAUCAAGCAAAGUGUUCUGGAUGGAACGUCCAAGUGGUCAGCCAAGAUAAGCAUCACAGUGUUAUGUGCCCAGGGCCUGCAGGCAAAGGACAAGACUGGCUCCAGUGACCCCUAUGUAACUGUGCAAGUGGGCAAGACCAAAAAACGGACCAAGACCAUCUAUGGCAACCUCAACCCUGUUUGGGAUGAGAGCUUCAAUUUUGAGUGUCACAACUCCUCCGAUCGGAUCAAGGUGCGUGUGUGGGAUGAGGAUGAUGAUAUUAAAUCCAGAGUGAAACAGAAGUUUAAACGAGAGUCUGAUGAUUUUCUGGGUCAGACUAUCAUCGAGGUACGAACUCUGAGUGGAGAAAUGGACGUCUGGUACAACCUGGACAAGCGUACAGACAAAUCUGCUGUAUCAGGAGCCAUUCGUAUGCACAUCAGUGUAGAGAUCAAAGGAGAGGAAACUGUAGCCCCAUACCAUGUCCAGUACACCUGCUUACAUGAGAACCUUUUCCACUAUUUAACGGACAUCCAGAACACCGGGGUGGUGAAGAUACCAGAUGCCAAGGGUGACGAUGCCUGGAAGGUUUACUUUGAAGAGACGCCCCAGGAGAUUGUGGAUGAGUUUGCCAUGCGUUAUGGAGUGGAGUCCAUAUAUCAAGCCAUGACACACUUUGCCUGCUUGUCGUCAAAGUACAUGUGUCCCGGAGUGCCUGCCGUCAUGAGUACCCUACUGGCCAACAUCAAUGCUUACUACGCCCACACAACCCAAGCCACCAACAAUGUGUCCGCCUCUGACCGUUUUGCUGCCUCUAACUUUGGGAAAGAGCGAUUUGUGAAGCUUCUUGAUCAGCUCCAUAACUCACUGAGGAUUGAUCUUUCCAUGUACAGGAACAAUUUCCCGGCCAGCAGUCCUGAGAGGCUACAGGACCUUAAGUCCACCGUGGAUCUACUAACCAGUAUAACAUUUUUCAGGAUGAAGGUUCAAGAGCUUCAGAGUCCUCCUCGUGCCAGCCAGGUGGUGAAGGACUGUGUGAAGGCUUGCCUCAACUCCACCUACGAAUAUAUUUUUAACAACUGCCACGAGCUGUAUAGUCGAGAAUACCAAACUGACCCAAACAAGAAAGGAGAGGUUCCUCCUGAGGAACAAGGUCCAAGCAUCAAGAAUCUGGACUUCUGGUCCAAGCUAAUCACUCUCAUUGUGUCAAUUAUUGAAGAAGACAAGAACUCCUACACCCCCUGCCUUAACCAGUUUCCCCAGGAGCUCAAUGUUGGAAAGAUCAGUGCAGAGGUUAUGUGGAACCUGUUUGCCCAAGAUAUGAAGUAUGCAAUGGAGGAGCAUGAAAAGAACCGUCUGUGCAAGAGCGCUGAUUACAUGAACCUGCACUUCAAAGUAAAAUGGCUCUACAAUGAAUACUGCAAAGAUCUGCCUUUCUUCAAGAGCCGAGUGCCUGAAUAUCCUGCGUGGUUCGAGCCAUUUGUCAUCCAGUGGUUGGAUGAGAACGAGGAGGUGUCUCGAGACUUUUUGCAUGGAGCCCUGGAGCGGGACAAGAAAGAUGGGUAUCAGCAAACUUCAGAGCAUGCUCUCUUCUCCUGUUCAGUAGUGGACGUCUUCUCGCAGCUUAACCAGAGUUUUGAGAUCAUUAAGAAGCUGGAGUGUCCUGACCCACAGAUCGUUGGACACUACAUGAAGAGAUUCGCCAAGACCAUAAGCAAUGUUCUGCUCUCUUAUGCGGACAUUAUCUCCAGGGACUUCCCCAACCAUUGCACCAAGGAAAAAGUGAAUGCAAAGGAUGGUGCUGUAAAGCCCUGUAUCCUAAUCAACAAUAUCCAGCAACUCAGGGUACAGCUUGAGAAGAUGUUUGAGGCCAUGGGAGGUAAAGAUUUGAACGUUGAAGCUAGUGACAUCUUGAAAGAACUCCAGGUGAAGCUCAACAAUGUUCUAGAUGACCUUGCAAGGAUCUUUGCCACAAGUUUCCAACCAAACAUCGAAGAAAACGUGAAGCAGAUGGGUGAUAUACUUAGUCAGGUGAAGGGGACAGGAAAUGUGCCAGCAAGUGCUUGCAGCAGUGUGGCUCAAGAUGCCGACAAUGUCUUACAGCCCAUCAUGGAUUUUCUUGACAGCAACCUCACACUGUUUGCCAAGAUCUGUGAGAAGACGGUAUUGAAGCGAGUGCUGAAGGAGCUUUGGAAGCUAGUUAUGAACACAAUGGAGAAGACAAUUGUUCUGCCUCCUUUGACUGAUCAAACGGGCACUCAGCUCAUAUUCAAUGCAGCCAAGGAGCUUGGCCAACUCUCCAAGCUGAAGGAGCACAUGGUACGUGAGGAGGCCAAGGCACUGUCUCCCAAGCAGUGUGCAGUCAUUGAGUUAGCCCUGGAUACUAUUAAGCAAUAUUUCCAUGCUGGAGGUGUGGGGCUGAAAAAGACAUUCCUGGAGAAAAGUCCAGACCUACAGUCUUUGCACUACGCCCUGUCCCUCUACACUCAGGCUACGGACAAACUCAUCAAGACCUUCGUUCAGUCCCAAAAUACACAAGUUCAUGGAGGGAAGGGGGUAAGGUUCACCCAUAGUGAAGACGUGUACCCAGAGAAGGGAACUGGUGUUGAUGAUGCAGUUGGAGAGGUGUCUAUCCAUGUGGAGAUCUUUACUCAUCCAAACACUGGAGAGCACAAAGUCACAGUGAAGGUGGUGGCCGCAAAUGACCUGCGGUGGCAGACCUCUGGAAUUUUCCGGCCCUUCGUGGAGGUCUACAUCAUUGGCCCUCAUCUCAGCGAUAAGAAGAGAAAGUAUGCUACAAAGUCCAAGAACAACAGCUGGGCUCCUAAAUACAACGAGACCUUCACAUUCACACUAAGUAACGAAGUGGGCCCGGAGUGCUAUGAGCUGCAAGUGUGCGUGAAAGACUAUUGCUUUGCACGGGAGGACCGCACCGUUGGCAUGGCAGUGCUGCAGCUGAAAGACGUAGCACCACGGGGUAGCAUAGCGUGCUGGCUACCGCUAGGUAAACGCAUUCACAUGGACGAGACUGGCCUGACGGUUCUGCGAAUCCUUUCUCAGCGCAACAACGAUGAUGUAGCUAAAGAAUUUGUCAAGCUCAAGUCCGAUCAGCGCUCUGCCGAAGAGGGACGGAGCUAAGAGCAGGAACUAGCUAGCGACGCAUGGUAACUGUACGUUUGGCGUAAACACUGCCCUCUAAUGUUGAGAUGUUGCACUAGCACAUAGAAAAAAUACACAAUAAAUAUUUAUCACUUUAAUGGCCAAUCAUGUUUGACAAAGCAGUUAUAUAUUUGUACUCAGUGCACUGCCAUUAGACCAGCCAAGUAAGGCUUGUCUAACGAGCACAAUUUGGCACAUAAGGUGAAACAGACACAAGAUAUUGGAUCUCUUAAAUACUUGAUGGUUGUUAUGUCUUUGAUUUUUAUAAUAUAUGUUCCAAGACAAAAACCUGCCAAACGGUACUUAAAUACAAUACAUAUUUAUCUAUUUAUUCAUACAACUGCAAAACAUUUUAAAUAUAACUCUCAGCACAUAAAUGUCUCAAAAUAUAAAACAGGAAAAUAUUAUUUAUAAUGUUAGAUUAUAUUAAUAAAAUAUCAUAUUAUAGUAUUAAUAGUAAAAUAUUAUAUUUAUAAUAUUAUAUUAUUUCUAUUCUGUAUUUUUUUUUUUUUUUUUUUUCAAAUGCAUCUGAGACAUGAAUUACCAGAAAUAAGACUAAGGCAUGUAAACAGAGUUGCUACAUAUAGUGUCAAGAUGUGUCGGAAAGUCCUCUUUUAGGCGGCCUUCUUUUGUCAGUCAUUCCUGCACCCUUUAAAGGGUGCUUUAAUGUCAGGGUAUUAUUUCUUCACUUUAAAUAUAACAAUUUAAUCCCCCAACCUUGACAAACACACUCGUCAGUAAGGACCAAAACCUUCUUUGGAUCAGACUUUAACAUUAUGCAAACUUUUAGAAGCACAAGAAAAUUACGCAAAAUAGAUCAAGGCUUGCAGUUUUAGCAGCUACAACCAAAUAAGCCUCUGAACGCAGGAUGGUUGCUUUUUUCCUGUAGCGUAAUUUAUUUAAUUUUUUUUUUUGCUCUGGGUGUGAUAUGAAAUUAUUUUAAGGGGCACUACUAGCAGGAAAUACUAAUUCCACAUCACAGUCCUCAAGAUAUUGUCACUUUAAGACACUUUCCAUGAAUAUUGUAAGUUUUGGCAUCCUAUUAAUUUUUUUAAGCAUUAGAGCCACACAAAUACCAUAUAAUUACCAAACAUUUUAAUAUUUAGCUGUGUUUUUCGCACAUUUUGUGCGCAACCCUGUUACCACAUGAUUUUGACUCUGGACAAGUCCAAGACAAGAAAAGUAAAAUCUCAUUCCAGUUUCUCGAAUUUUACAAAUAUUGUUGCAUUACUGCAUUUCGUCGAGUUCAACCAUUCAACCCUGUUACCUGUUAAGUUAUUGUGAGAAAAACAAAAUCAAACAAAUGUUUCUCGUUAAUUUAUGGAACAUUUAUUUAUCAGUAUCUAUAAACACAACAGUUUUGGGUGUAAUCCAAUUACAAAGUAAUUAGUAAUUACUUUUUUAUUAAAAAAUAAAUAAAUAAAUAAAAAAGUAGUGCAUUACAUUUUUAAUUCUUGUAAUCAGAUUACAGUUACUGACUUUCCAUUAAUUGAAAUUUUUUUAAGUUCAUUAUAGGGUUAUGCUUAUUUCUAAUAUAUUAUUUAUGUAGAAUACAUGAAUUAUGGUCCCGUAACGAGUCAUUGUGAAGGAGAAGUGUGUAACAUUGAACAAGGAAGAAAUAUAGACAUUAUUUUGAAUUUGUUGAGCAGAAGUGUUUUAGAAAGUAACUUAGUAAAAGUAAAGUAAUAAGCAAUGUGAUUACUUUUUCAAUUAAGCAGUUAGUAAAGUAAUCUGAUUACAGUUUUAGAUAAAUAAUUAGUCAUUUGUAGUGGAUUACUCUUUUUAAGUAACUUGUACUGACCACACUGGUACUGAACUAGCAAGCGCGUACUAAGUGAUAGCUUAAUUUAGGCUAAAUUUGCAACCCUGUUACUUGAAACUCUGUUAGCCAUUCAGCCAUGAGCGUAGAUUUGCAGUGUAAAGCAUUUACCCAUGUGCCCACUGAUCAUGGUAUAAAUAAUGGAGGGUUGUACUUGCUUGUUUUGAUUAUUGGGGGUUACCUCCCCCCAUGCCCCCGGAAUCUACGCCCCUGCAUUCAGCAGUUUUGUUUUGUGUAAUACAUUUUGUCAAUUUAAUUUCAAUGUUUAUUGCUAGAAAAAAACAACAACAAAAAAAAAAACACACAAAUUAGGGUAUUUUAUUUAGAUAUAUAGUCCCCAAUAUUGAUAACAGGGUUGAAGGCAAACCUCAUAGAAAAUGAAUAGAAAAUAAAACAGCUCAAAUAAUAUUUCGUGCCCCAUUUGUGGAAAGUGCCUCCCAUUCACCUAGGUUUAACCACAAGGCCAUCUAUGUCAUGUCUUUGUGUACCGAAUAUAGUUUUCUGCACUGUUCAUUUAUGUUUGAGUAUGAGUGGCCUGCCUGUGCCGUUUAUACAGUGUUUGUCAGUAUGAUAAGGCACCGUAGUGUGUAUGGAAUAUAUGUGCAAGUCUGGACUCUGACAAACACUGCUUGUAUUAGACACCAGAGUUGCCUGUCAGUGAAAUUUUGUGAAUCUUAUGAAGGCACGUUUAAAUGUCACAUCACUCUAUACUGACUUGUUGAGAUUAUUCCUAAGUGACUUUCUAAGUAGCAUCAUGGGAGAGUGUUUCUCCCUCUGUGAACAAUCCAAUUCAUAUCCACUAACAAUGAAUAAAGCAAUCUCUGAUUUCACUCCUCAGCCAUUGGGAUUCGCUCCUAUAGAGUUGCCAUAGUAACCGCUGAUCAAUCCUGCCAUUUUACUGCAAAACCAUCCACCAUAUUAGAAAAGCACAAGAGAAGAGAUGCUCUAAAUUAUGCGUUAAACAUUCUACAUACAUUCCGUCCCUGCUGUAUUCUGUGGUGUGAUGAAUGCACUGAACAUUUACCCUAAAUGACAAAAACUAGAACAAAUGUUCUACUUAAAGGGUAGAACAUCAAAUUAAAACAUUAAACAACCAAUUUUUCUAUGUUCCCUCAUCUUAUUUCUUCAAAACCCGAGUCUAUGCAUCUGUUCUUACGUAAUAGAUUCCUAGUGGUCAACAGCCUUGGAUUGUUUACAUUGUAGAUGAUCAGCACAGACUAAUUAGUUGUAAUAUCCCUUCCUUUUCCAAAUCUGGCCAAUGCCAUAUACAGUACUUUGGCUGCUGUUUGGUUUUCCAGGCUUUGCGAAGUGAAUUCUUGUGUUUAUCAUGAUGCUAUUUAACAGUGGAGGUUCUGCCGCAGGAAAUAGCAUUAAUGAAUGUCAAAGAGAAUGAUUCUUGUUGCUAGUCAUUUUGCCAAUAGAGGAUCUGUACUGUAGUAUGAAAAUACUCUGUUGUGGUAAUUUGGACAAUACGAUUUCAAAGCUGUAUGUGACUGUCUGUGAAUAAUACUGUUUGAUGGAUACAGAUACAAAUACACAAUGUGCGCAUGUUUGUAGAAGAAUGACAAAGCACACAAUAGUGCACACACAGACACACAAGUGCAUACUGCUUCUAAUGACCCUACAUGCACACUCAAACAGCGACUCCUUGCCUGUAUAUAAGAAGCAGUGCAUGUUGGAAAAGAUUUUUCUUGUGCCAGCAUGUAUCUUUGAUGUGAAAUCCAAUUGUUGUCUUUAUUUCUGUUUAUUUUUGUUAUUUAAUUUUGAUAUUAGGGUAUUAUUUUCUAUUUUUGGAAGGCUUGUGAAUAUAUAAAUAUGUAUUACUGAUGUGUAGUGGUACAGAGUACUAGCAUGAGAGAUUUUUUUAUACAAAGAUGUUUCUAAUUUUCGUUUUUCUAAAUAUGAUCGUUCUUAUCGGGGAUGGAGGUAAAACAGAUGCCAUGCUUGGUUUGUUUCUACUUCCAAUAAAUGGUUAAAAUAUA
This is a messenger RNA of Myxocyprinus asiaticus (Chinese sucker), 9415 nucleotides long. Its product is annotated as protein unc-13 homolog A-like. The record is from RefSeq and is a predicted model, not a curated record. Bases 299 to 5593 code for a protein of 1764 amino acids. NCBI's taxonomy places the organism in Eukaryota, Metazoa, Chordata, Actinopteri, Cypriniformes, Catostomidae. Gene Ontology annotation, biological process: synaptic vesicle maturation; synaptic vesicle priming; synaptic transmission, glutamatergic. Gene Ontology annotation, molecular function: syntaxin-1 binding; phospholipid binding; calmodulin binding. The transcript is spliced from 43 exons. Gene Ontology annotation, cellular component: terminal bouton; presynaptic membrane; synaptic vesicle membrane.